Molecule: messenger RNA, 2357 nt
Organism: Hydra vulgaris (swiftwater hydra)
Lineage: Eukaryota; Metazoa; Cnidaria; Hydrozoa; Anthoathecata; Hydridae
Product: transcriptional repressor p66-beta
Biological process (GO): negative regulation of transcription by RNA polymerase II
Cellular component (GO): NuRD complex
Source: RefSeq, a predicted model, not a curated record
UACCGGCACACUCGAAGCAUGUAAAAGGAGAACUUAACUGAAUAGCAAUAGUUGCAAAGCGGACAUUCCGAAUUAAUUGAUUAAAAUAAAUGUCUAUAUCACUGGAAUGUGAAACAAGAAGCUUAGACCAAAGAAGUACUUAUGUGGAAGAAGAGUCUGACUCGAAAAAAUUACCAGAACCCUUGAAAACUGAUUUAUACAUAAAAAAACCUACUGACAAUGGAGUUAAUCAUCAGUUGAAUAGAAUGAGUAAUGUUACUUUUGAAACUAUUCAACCAAAUUAUCUGGCAGAAUCUAAUACUCAUUCUACAAAUGGUGACUUCCAUGAUGUUGAUUUAGAGGAUGAAGAAAGAUUGCUUGUUGAUGAGUCAACAAAUGAUGAUCAAUUAGAAGUAAGUGAUAAUGAAGAAAAACUUCUUCUAAGUGAUGAUGAAAAUUCUGCAGGUAGUGAAUAUAAAAUUAGUAUUGACAGUGAAAAAAAUAAAAUAAAUUGUUUCCCACCUGUAAAUGAAGAAAACUCAUCAAAAAGUCAGUUUAUUGACUGUGAAAUAACUUCUGAACUACAAAAAAAUAAUGACAAUAAUGAAAAUUUACUUUCUGCAGAAUUGAAUGAGUGUCAUCAUUCUGUUGCUGCUGCAGAUACAAGUAAAGAAAGUCGUAUUGCUGAGCAACUCACAAAAGUUGAGUUACUCAAGGAAGAACUAAAAUGUGAAGAAGCAGCUUUAAUAUUCCUUAAAAAAAUUGUAGAAUCUCAACAAGAAAAUAUAUAUGGCAAAUUAAACUGUGGGUCCUCUAAUUUACACUCAAGACAAAUAACACACGUGCCAAAAGGAAAUACAUCUUCAAAACAAUUGCCCUUACAACCUAAUAAGUCAAAUCAACCAAACCAACAAAGUCAAAAGUACUAUAUUCAAGUUGGCAAUCAGUUAGUACCAGCACCUGCUGCUGGCACUCCAGGGACUAACCAAUCAAAUCAGUACAUAAAUACCACUAAUGGUUCUCAAAGUUCACAACCUCAAUCUCAGAAACAAACUUCUAUACCACCUAAAAUAUCUGCAGAGCAAAAACAAAAUGCUGCAAAAACGGCGUUACAUCGUCAGCUUGAACAAACACUUCUUCAAAUACCACCUCCUAGACCACCUCCAGCUGAUUGGAAAGCCAUUCCUAAUGUGAACAGCAUGGAUUUUAUGAUGCUAGUAGGUCUGGAUGAAGUUGUUGACUCUAUAUUAGAAAUGGAUUCAAAACCAACAAUUAAAAAAGCAUUAGCUGAGUUAAUUCCUUACAAUCCUAGAGUUUGCAAUCAGUGCAAUGUAGAUUUUUCCCCAUGCUGGAAAAGCAAAGAUGGGGAAGAUUUUGUUUUGUGUGAAAGAUGUGCUCUGCAAAAUAUUAAAAGAGACUUAAAAGCUGAGCAUACUAAAAGAUUAAAAGACGCUUUUCUCAAAGCUCUUACACAAGAGCAAGAAAUAGAAGAGAGGAUAAAAGCUGGGGAAGAAGUUAACAUACCGAGCUUAGCAAGCAAUGAUAAAAUUGAGCGUAUCAAUCAACCAUCACCAACAUUUCUUCACCAAAUACCACUUAUUUCGUUACCGCAAACGCAUCCAAUUAUUCAACCUAGUCACUUACCUCAGCAUGUGCAAAGUCCUACAGAAUCUCGGAACCAGCCUUCUGCCAGUAAUCACCACCAUCGAACUGUCGGUAAUCAUCAUCAGCAUAAAAUAGUAUCUCAUUAUCCUCACCACACUUCACUUGUUCAACAGUUACACCACCAACAUAUUCAACAACAACAGCAUGAAAUCGAACCUCAGCGUCACAGCUCUUCUAGGUGGCAUCCUUAUAUGUCUACAUCCAGCCACCAUCACCGUGAGCAUGGACACCAUCGUAGUUAUAAUCCAUCUCCAUCUUCAGGUGAUAUUACAAAUCAUCAGGAGUAUUAUGUAGUUCAUCAUCCUCAACAUUCAAGUGUCAGGUAUAUUAGUCGAUAAUUUGUCUAUUUUAGCAAAAGGUCUAAUGAUCAUCAAAUUUUAAAAUAGAGGCUCUUCUGCGUUCUCAUUUAAAUAUUUAGUCCAGACCAAAAAAGUAACAAACAAUAAUAACAGCAUCCAAGUUUUUGAUUAUUAUAUCAAAAAAGUUAUUGAUAGUUCACCAAUUAGUGAUCCAUAUGAUACAUUUAUUGAAAAAAGUACUACUUUUGGAAACAAGCAUUCGGUUCCUUUUACUUCAUUUUGGUAUUAACAAUUUUGUUGAAAUGGUCUUUGAAUCCUUUAACACAUUACAAAUUAGUUAUAUGAUAUUGUACGAAAAGCAAUUGUACUUAACUGGCUUUGCUUUUUGAUCAAUUAUUCUAUGUGCUAGAGGCA